Rodentolepis nana is the source of this 1761-nucleotide messenger RNA. The record is from the annotation of a GenBank genome assembly. NCBI's taxonomy places the organism in Eukaryota, Metazoa, Platyhelminthes, Cestoda, Cyclophyllidea, Hymenolepididae.
AUGUAUACCGGAAUAAGGGGUGCUGGGUCGUCGGGUCGUCACUCAAGUGCUGGAAAUCACAAGCGUGACUUCACCCCGAUCCCCUCGCCUCGAUUUAACCGACCUGCCUCUGUACCAAUCGAUAAGGAGUCUCCAAAUCCCACUUCAAAUCCUCCCGCAGCAAUUCCCGACACACACCCGCCACCCCCUCCUAGACCUCCGCUACCUUCACCCAGCCCCCUACUUCACCAAAAGGCUCGUUUCGCCUCGAAAAAGGAGAUAACAGCCACCUACCUCACUCCAUCCCACUGGCGAAGCGAACAUUCUGAUGAGUACAAACGUACAGCCAGUGAAAAUCUUCAGGCUCAGUUGGCUUCCCAACAGCUACUACUUAUACAAAAUAAUAGUAGUAUCGAGGGUCUUCUGCCUGAAGCGAAGAAGCUAUCGGUAUCUGAGGUAUACGAGAGUGUUGAAAAGAACUCUGUUCUAGAGACUGCGGUACCCUAUGUCGAAGAACACGAGGAAGGAUCGACUUCUACCACCAGUUCAAUCGACACCACUCCGAAACCGACGAGAAGGGAAAUUGCUUCUUCUCAUUCUCACACUCCUGUGGUGGAUGGUAGUGAAGACAGUGCAAUUGGCGAUACAGAUGGUUCACCAAUUGUGAGUCAGGAAUCGCCAAAACGUGUGGAAGGAAGUAAAUCAAUCUUGAGAAAAGAUUAUGGGGUGGAGGGAAAGAUGGAGAAUGAUGAAAUGAAAGAGAGGAAAUCGAGCCCAGGUUCUCCGAAAGUUGGUGUUAGAUUCCAUCCGCUGGCAUUGCUUCUUGAUGCUGCUUUGGAGGGGGACUUAACGUUGGUUAAGAAAGCAUCGGAAGAGGCAAAGGGUAUACAUAUUUCGGUGUUUGAUGAUGAGGCUUCUCUCCACAAUGCCGUUUGUGCUGGUCGAUCCGAGGUGGUUGAAUUUUUGGUUUGUGAAGCGGGUGCUGAUGUGAAUGCAGGAGAUACAGACGGUUGGACACCCCUACAUUGCGCCGCCUCAUGUGCCAAUCUGGCGCUGGCUCGACUCUUGGUUGAACAUGGUGCUGCAUUGCAUGCUCGAACCCUGUCUGAUCACGAAACUGCUCUGGAAAAGUGCGAUCAGGCUGAUGCCGAUGCGGAAUGCGAGAAGUAUUUAACCGCCGAACAAGAUCUCCUGGGUAGUGCCGACAAUGGUCGUGUUUACGCUCUCUUUCCUCGAGGUCUCGAAUUCGCUGGUCCAGGUUCCCCAGAUGCUCAUAUUGAACCUGACGAACUUCCCAUUUAUCCCAACGAAGAGCUCCGUAUUAUCGACCGCUUUCCGAAAGAUGAACCUGAUUGGAUGCUUGCAGAAAAGAUCAACAUAACUGACGGUGAAUCAACUCCUCAAAAGGGUCUUGUACCGCGUGCCUUCAUUUCCCGCUUCAAAAUUAUUCGGGUACCUCCAGCUAGUCGGCCUAUGCCGUUACCUCCAUCCGACUCGGUUGCUAGUAGAUUUGGACGAGCUUUUCAGUCACCUAGUCCGAUUGAAGAAGAAACGGAAGAUUCGGAAAGAGUCUCUUCUGAGGAUAUGGAUACUGAUUCCAUUUUGAGGGAUGGGGGAAGCCCCCAGAUGAUUGAACGGGAUGAAGUGGAGGAAGGAGAUGGGCAAGAAAUGAUGAUGACGAUGGAGGAGAACAGUCAAGAUGGAGAGAAUGGAGAGGAAAUGGCUCUGAACGGAUUAACUGAUAUUUCCUCCGGUGAUCAAGUUGUUCGAACAGCAAUGUGA